AUGCCUUCUUCUGCUAUGACACAGAUCACUCACUCCGAAUGGGCCUCGUCCGACGCCUACUCGGCGAGCGCCGGCGCCGGCGUGCGCGCGGACACGUCCCACCACGCGGCCUUCAAGCGGCUGCCCUUCAACUUCUGCGCCCUGAGCCUGCAGCCCUUCACGACGCCCGUCUGCACGGCCGAGGGCAUCAUCUUUGAUCACGAGAACAUCCUGCGCUGGCUGCUGAAACAUGACACGAACCCGACGGACGGGAAGCCCCUGAAACAGCAGGACCUCAUCAAGCUGCACUUUGCGAAGAACGAUGCGGGCGAGUACGUCGACCCCGUCACGUUCAAGGUCUUCACGGACAACACGCACAUCGUGGCCAUCCGCCAUGGCGAUGAGGCGAAUGUGUUCGCGUAUGACACGGUCGAGCGACUCAACAUCAAACCCAAGAUGUGGCGCGACUUGGUCUCGGACGAGGAGUUCUCCCGGAAGGACAUCAUUACACUACAGGAUCCGCAGAACGUCGAGUCGCGCAACCUCACCUCGUUCAAGUACUUGAAGGACGGGGAGGACACGGGGAUCCCGAAAGAGGAGGCAUCCAUCAAUACCGCCAGCCUGGGCAGUGCCGCGGAUUUGAAGAUUAUGAAAGCGAAAGAGGCGGUCGCGAAGGCCAGGGCCGAGCGAGCAAAUGCUGUCUCGCAAAAUGGCAAAUCGUCGUCGACGUCCAUGUCGGCCAACUCAGUCAAAAAGACAAGCUCAGUAUCCCAGUCAUCCAAACCCGUCCCUUAUAAUGCGACCCGCCACACCACCGGACAAGCAGCCGCCUCGUUCACCUCGACCGGCCUCACGCCGCAUACGUCCAACGCCCUCGCCACGAUGACGGACGAAGAGUACAUCCUGAAACCCCGACGCGUCAAACACAAGGGCUACGUCCGGCUGUCCACCACGCUCGGGCCUCUGACGCUCGAACUCAACCCGGAAUACGCGCCCAAGGCGGUGUGGAACUUCAUCAAGCUGGCGCGCAAGGGGUACUACAACGGCGUCAUCUUCCACCGCAAUAUCCGCAACUUCAUGAUCCAGUCGGGCGACCCCACGGGCACCGGCCGGGGCGGGACGAGCAUCUGGGGCAAGAACUUCAACGACGAGCUCGAGGGCCCGCUGAAGCACGACCGGCGGGGAGUGCUGAGCAUGGCGAACAAGGGCAAGAACACCAACAGCUCGCAGUUCUUCAUCACCUAUCGCCCGGCCAGCCACCUGGACCACAAACACACCAUCUUCGGCCGAGUAGCGGAAGACGACGAGGACGGAGGCGCCACCUCGCUGGAGACGCUCAAGCGGCUCGAGAACGCGCCCGUCGAUAGCACCGACCGGCCCAAGGACGAGAUCCGGAUUGUCGAGGCGACCGUGCUGAUCGACCCGUUUGAGGAGUUCUGGAAGCAGAAGAACCAGGCGGAGCGGACUGAGAAGGAGAAGUCGGAACGAAAAGCUGCCGCUGCUGACGAGGGAAGUCUCGACGUGGACGAGGACCGCACCACCUGGACGGGCAAGAGAUUACGGAACGACGGCACCGUGGAGUCGGGUGGUGGGACGGCGCAGGUGGGCAAAUAUCUCAAGGCCUCGCGCCCGCAUGAGGACGAGGACGAGAUUGUCGAGUUCGUCGACGACGAGCCUGCAGAACCAGUGCGGAAAAAGGCAAAAGGGGGAGGGGGAGGGUUUGGAAACUUUGAUUCCUGGUGA
This is a messenger RNA of Fonsecaea erecta, 1722 nucleotides long. RefSeq lists its product as hypothetical. Bases 1 to 1722 code for a protein of 573 amino acids. NCBI's taxonomy places the organism in Eukaryota, Fungi, Ascomycota, Eurotiomycetes, Chaetothyriales, Herpotrichiellaceae. The record is from RefSeq and is a predicted model, not a curated record. Gene Ontology annotation, cellular component: catalytic step 2 spliceosome. Gene Ontology annotation, biological process: protein peptidyl-prolyl isomerization; protein polyubiquitination. Gene Ontology annotation, molecular function: ubiquitin-ubiquitin ligase activity; peptidyl-prolyl cis-trans isomerase activity. The transcript has a single exon.